CCGCUCCUUCCCUCCCUCCCUCCCUCCUCCCCUUCCUCGCUCCGCCGCCGGCCCGCGGGCGGCCAUGCGGGCGGCCCAGCCGCGCUGCCGGCAGCAGACGCUGGCCCUGCGGCGGCAGCUCCUCGGCUCUUCUUGCAAGCUGUUUUUUCCUAACGAUCCAGUGAAGAUUGUGAAGGCAAAAGGCCAGUACAUGUAUGAUGAGGAUGGGAGACAGUACCUUGACUGCAUAAACAAUGUUGCUCACGUUGGACACUGUCACCCUGAUAUAGUAAAGGCAGCCCAUGAACAGAAUCAAUUGUUAAAUACUAAUUCUCGUUACCUUCAUGACAACUUGGUUGAUUAUGCAGAAAGACUUUCAAAAACACUACCUGAAAAAUUAUGCAUCUUCUAUUUCUUGAAUUCUGGGUCUGAAGCCAAUGACCUUGCCCUGAGAUUGGCACGGCAGUACACAAAACAUGAGGAUGUUAUUGUUUUAGACCAUGCUUACCAUGGACAUCUGACAUCUUUGAUUGACAUAAGCCCAUAUAAAUUCAGAAAUCUAGAAGGACAAAAGGAAUGGGUCCACGUGGCUCCUGUUCCAGACACAUACAGAGGACUUUACAGAGAAGACCAUGAAGAUUCAGUAACAGCCUAUGCUGAUGAAGUAAAAAAUAUUAUUGAGCAUGCACAUAAGAAAGGCAGAAAGAUUGCUGCAUUUUUUGUUGAAUCUCUACCAAGCGUUGGUGGUCAAAUCAUUCCCCCAGCAGGAUAUUUUCAGAAGGUUGCAGAGCACGUGCACAAGGCAGGAGGUGUAUUUAUUGCUGAUGAAAUUCAAGUUGGCUUUGGCAGGGUUGGCAAGCACUUUUGGGCAUUCCAGCUUCAGGGAGAAGAUUUUAUACCUGAUAUUGUCACUAUGGGGAAACCAAUAGGAAAUGGGCACCCGCUUGCUUGUGUAGCGACAACAAAAGAAAUUGCAGAAGCAUUUGCGGCCACAGGAGUAGAGUAUUUUAAUACAUUUGGUGGGAACCCUGUUUCAUGUGCCAUUGGAUUAGCUGUGCUUGAUGUAAUUGAAAAGGAACACCUUCAGGCUCAUGCCACAGAGGUAGGCAACUUCUUGAUGAAGACACUCAAGGAGCAGCAAAUCAAGCAUCCCAUCAUCGGUGAUGUCAGAGGGUGUGGCUUAUUCAUUGGAGUGGACUUAAUCAAGGACAAAGAAGAAAGGACUCCAGCCACAGCAGAAGCAGAGGAUUUAAUAACAAGACUUAAGGAAGAAUAUAUUCUACUGAGUACAGAUGGGCCAGGAAGAAAUGUGCUGAAAUUCAAGCCCCCAAUGUGUUUUAAUAUGGAGGAUGCAAAAUUUGUUGUGGAGACAAUUGACAAAAUACUAACAGGUAAAAAAAUGAUCAAAACCCUCAAAAAUAGUGGGUGGUUUCUGACUUUCUUAAAGACAAUGCUGAGCUGCUGAGCCUGAUUUUCACAUAAUGUUAAAAGGGAGACAAGAUGGUAAAUGCUGAGCAUAUAGCCUUCCCUUCUCAGUUAUUCUGUGUUUAAGUUCUCCAACAAAACUACUUCCUCUGCAGAUGCACAUGUCUUUUAAAACAGCUGUUCUCUGGCUGAGGUUUGAGCGUUUAGCUUAUCUGAAUAAGCACAACUUGUAAAAGAGGUCCACAUGCUCCUGAAAGCCAUAAUCUAUGUACUUUUGCCUAUUAGCUUUUAUACAACUUCUACAGACUUAGCAUUAAGAAAGUUUGUGACAUGUUUUAUACUAAGUCAUGACUUUUCUAAGUUGUUGAUUAUUCUCUCUCCAGAUAUGGAAAAAGAAUGUCUGAACCAA
Molecule: messenger RNA, 1813 nt
Organism: Taeniopygia guttata (zebra finch)
Lineage: Eukaryota; Metazoa; Chordata; Aves; Passeriformes; Estrildidae
Source: RefSeq, a predicted model, not a curated record